AUGAAAAAGGAUGAGAAGAGAGUUGAAAAAACAGUGAAAAAUGGAGAGGUUGGAUUGGAUAUCGAUGAUCCCGUCAUUGAAAAGAAAAUCAACAUGCCAAAUCUUCCAAAACAGCUUACUCUGGAGGAAAAAAAAUACUUAUUGGCAGUAGAAAGAGGAGACCUACCAAAUGUCAGGAGAAUGCUGCAUAGAGCCCAUCGGAAAAAGCAUAUUAAUAUUGACUGCGUAGAUCCACUAGGGAGAGGAGCAUUGACUCUUGCUAUAGAUGGAGAAAAUUUGGAAAUGGUUGAAUUAUUGACUGUACUUGGGGUUCAAACAAAAGAUAGCCUUCUGCAGGCCAUAAACGUAGGAUUUGUUGAAGCUGUGGAAUUACUGCUCGAGUAUGAAGAAUUAGUUCACAAGGAAGGAGAGCAAUAUAGCUGGGAAAAGGUUGACUGGAACAUUGCUACAUUCACUCCAGACAUUACCCCUCUCAUUUUAGCUGCUCACCGAAACAACUACGAAAUCUUGAAGAUAUUAUUAGACCGAGGAGCAACAUUACCUAUGCCUCAUGAAAUCAGGUGUGGCUGUGAAGAAUGUAUCACAGAAUCUACAGAAGAUUCACUGAAGCAUUCAAGAUCCCGUAUAAAUGAAUAUAAAGCUUUGGCUAGCCCAUCACUUAUAGCUUUGUCCUCAUCUGAUCCAAUUCUUUCUACCUUCGAAUUAUCGUGGGAUCUUAGGAAUCUAGCAUUUGCUGAACAGGAGAGCAAAUCAGAAUAUUUGGAUUUGAGGAGGCAGUGUCAACAAUUCGCAGUAGAUCUGCUGUCACAAACACGUAGCUCUCAGGAACUGGCAAUCAUCCUCAAUCAUGACCCUGAUUCACCUCCUUAUGAAGAUGGAGAACACAUGAAACUGGCUCGUCUGGAAUUGGCAAUCAAAUACAAACAGAAAAAAUUUGUUGCACAUCCCAACAUUCAACAGUUAUUAGCCACUAUGUGGUAUGAUGGGUUACCAGGAUUUCGAAGGAAAACACUGUAUGCUAAGCUACUGGAAGUAUGUCGAAUUGCAUUAUUGUUUCCAUUCUACUGUAUGCUGUACAUCUUAGCUCCAGCAACAAGUACUGGAAAACUGAUGAGGAAACCGUUUAUGAAGUUUUUGAUACAUGCAUCUUCAUACCUUUUCUUUCUUUUGCUCCUCAUCCUUGUUUCACAAAGAGUUGAAGAUCUAGUGGUUGAGCUUUUUGGCACUGAAUCAAUGCGGGCUGAAAUGGAAAAAAUGCAAGUUAUUCAUAGAGGUCACGGUCCGAAAAUUUUAGAAGUUCUUGUAGGAUUUUACGUUCUUGGAUUUAUAUGGGAGGAGACCAUGGAAAUAUGGACUGAAGGUAUUCAAGAAUAUCUAAGAAACCUCUGGAAUUUUAUUGAUUUUACGAGAAAUUCUUUAUAUGUUGGAGUGUUUCUUCUGCGCUGUGCCGCUUAUUGGCAACAGGCUAAUCAAAUUGCAUAUGAUCCAUCAAUUGCCUACAUUCCAAGAGAACAAUGGGACGCUUAUGAUCCUCAGCUUAUUGCAGAAGGUUUAUUUGCAGCAGCUAAUGUUUUCAGUGCUUUAAAAUUGGUUCAUUUGUUCUCAAUUAACCCUCACCUUGGACCAUUGCAGAUCUCUUUAGGACGAAUGGUUAUUGAUAUUGUCAAAUUUUUCUUUAUAUACAGUUUAGUCUUAUUUGCUUUUGCAUGUGGUUUGAAUCAACUACUAUGGUAUUUUGCUGAGCUUGAAAGACGUAAAUGUUACUCCUUACCAGGCGGUCUACCUGAUUGGGACAACAAAGGAGAUUCCUGUACAAAAUGGAGAAGCUUUGGAAACCUUUUUGAGUCAACACAAUCAUUAUUUUGGGCAAGUUUCGGUGGUGUUGGUACUGAUGCUUUUCAACUCACAGGUAUUAAGACAUAUACCAGAUUUUGGGGUCUUCUUAUGUUUGGAUCUUACUCUGUCAUAAAUGUCAUAGUUCUUUUGAAUCUUCUCAUUGCUAUGAUGUCAAAUUCAUAUGCUAUUAUUGAUGAGCAUUCUGAUACUGAAUGGAAAUUCGCACGUACCAAACUAUGGCUAAGCUAUUUUGAAGAAUCGGCAACAUUGCCUCCACCAUUUAAUAUUUUUCCUACUCCAAAAAUGUUUAUGAAGCUUCUCGGUAUAAGAAGAAAAGACAAAAUGCGAAGGAUGUCAACUAAGAGAAAAGAAAGAAAGGAGAAAGAAAGGGACUACAGAUAUACAGCUGUAAUGAGAGCAUUAGUAUGGCGUUAUAUUUCUGUAAGCCAAAGACAAUGUGAUGAAAACCCUGUAACAGAAGAUGAUGUUAAUGAAAUAAAAGGAGAAAUCUCGGCAAUGAAAUGUGAAAUUUUAGAUGUCUUAGAGAGAAACGGGCUAGAUGUUUCUUCAGCUGAUAAAAAAGAAAAAACUGUCCUUGGCAAAAAAAUGAAGAUGUGGGAGAGGAGACUUAUGAAAGAUUUUCAUGUGGCACCUGUUGCACCUGAAGAAGAAAUGGAUCUUCUGCUAUGUGAGCCUCCUCCAGAUGAAGAUAAGCUGUCAAAAUUCAGAAGAAUAGCAAAAUUAGCUGUCCUUAGUUCAGCACAACAAAAGUGGGGCCAAGUUGUUAGGGGGGCAUGCACAGCCUCACAAAUAGGACACUGCAAUAGCCGAGAAGCAUUUAAAAAUCAACAGUGUUUACAACGAGCUAUGCAAGAAGCACAGAAGUUAGUAACAAGAAGCCCCAUUGCAACACCACGCUCUCCAUCUCCAGCUAACGUUUCAUUACCAGAAACCACUGGUGCUUCAAUUAUGGAACUUCUUCAUGACAUUUCUCGUGAAACUCAAGCUGCUGAACAUCAAAACCAAUCAGGUAAACACUUAGAUGUUCAGAACAGCUCAGUAAAACCAAGUCCAGUUCAAUCGCAUGGCAGAAGCCCGAGCUUUGGCUUGGAGAGAAAAGGAAUAAAAACAGAAAGUUCCCAAGAUACAGAUAUGAAAAGUAAUUUCAAGGAAUCAAAAUUACCUACAAACAAAAAGAGUGAAGAUAAAUCAUCUCUAAAAAUUAAUGUAACCACUUUCGUAGAUACUACUCCACGCGACAAAACUGAACAAAACGUUCAACAGACACUUAAAGCUAAUGACAAAAUCGAACUAAAGGAUCAAAGGGGCCUUACACCUUCCAAAUCAAAUGAAAAUCUUAAUUUGAAAAAAACAGUUAUCCCAGUUGUAUCAGUAAGUCCACCACCAUGUAUACCAUCACCAAUGAAAUCUCCUCUGAAGCUACAAAUUAAAAAUGUUUCAUCGCCUGAAAAUAAUACUCAGAUAUUGAGAAACGAAGACACAGAUAAAAACACCAAUAGUAAGGAUGUUAAACAUGAAAAUCUCCAAGAAACAUAUACAAGUUUUAAAGAAGAAGCUCCCUCUCUGGUUUCUUCUAGCUCCUAUUCCAGUCAGGAAGCUCUUAUACCACCAAGUCCUUCAGACGUAUCAACACCAGUACAUCUAAAAGGAUGUAUUAAAACAGUUAAGAGACAGCCAAAAGGUGGUUGGUUGUAACAAUUAUAAAUUAUUAAUUUUAGAUUGUACUAUUUAAAAUGUAAUAAACGUUUGAUGUCUACUUAUAUUGGAAUACAUUUCCUUAUUGUUGAUGAAAGUCAGCUAUGAAAAAUUUAAUUUAAAAAAUAUGUCAUAAUAAUAAUAAAAAAAGGAACAUUACAUUUUUUUUAAUAAGUUAGAAUCCAAUUGCUUUUCCAAAAACAUAAGACAGUAAAUCCAAAAUAACUUCCCAUAAUACAAUUACUGUCAGCUAAUUUAAUGAAUCAAUAUAAUUAAGUUGAACUUAUUAGAAUAAUUAAUUUAAUACCUUGGUAUGUAUAAAAAAAAGAAAGGCCAACCCAAUGAUCUAUUUAAUAUUCUGCCAUUGUGCAAAAAAAUGAAACUCUAGUGUUGACUAAAUUAACAGCUUAAUUUAUUUCCCCAUUCUUUAAAAUAUAAAAUUAAUGUAAUGAUCAUAUUGAAAAAAUCACAUUAAAAAAAAAAAUGAGUGUGCGUGCUCUAUAAAUACAAGAAGUCACAGAACAGUAACUGUAAAGGUCGACCAGGAUAUU
Molecule: messenger RNA, 4103 nt
Organism: Nezara viridula (southern green stink bug)
Lineage: Eukaryota; Metazoa; Arthropoda; Insecta; Hemiptera; Pentatomidae
Source: the annotation of a GenBank genome assembly